Messenger RNA from Erpetoichthys calabaricus (reedfish), 7353 nucleotides. RefSeq lists its product as uncharacterized. Lineage: Eukaryota; Metazoa; Chordata; Cladistia; Polypteriformes; Polypteridae. Gene Ontology annotation, biological process: negative regulation of T cell proliferation; positive regulation of T cell proliferation; cellular response to lipopolysaccharide. The coding region runs from base 342 to 1589 and encodes 415 amino acids. The record is from RefSeq and is a predicted model, not a curated record. Gene Ontology annotation, cellular component: external side of plasma membrane. The transcript has 11 exons.
GAAGGUGCAGUUGUGUACAUUUUACGGUGUCACAUCCAAAGAUAAACGCUGUAAUGUGCUUACAAGUUCUUAAUUAUCGGUAUCUGCUGCAGCUCACUGUCCAGUCUUCUAUGGUGAGUUGCCAAUAAUGAAUAUCAAAGUGUGCGACGUUCUUGGACUUUCUGAGAUUCUUGAGGAAGUUUAUAUGCAUAGGACGACAACAUGCUGCACCUCACAGUAAGAUGUCAAAUAAAAGCCUUCACCUUUUACUUUUUAAUAACGUUAUUAGGUAACAUAAUGAAUGGUGGGAGUCUCUUCUCGGAGGACUUCUCCUUUUUCUCACUGAAGUGAUAUCUUUCUUGAUGAUGAUUUUCUUUGGCUCCAAACUUCAUAUUACUUUGAAUGGUGGACUUGUCCUCCUCAUCAUUGAUGUCAUCACCGCACUGAACAUGAAUUGUACAAGUCCACAGACUGCGUUAAUAAAUGAGGACACAUCACUGAACUGUUACAUUGAACAGCUGAAUGGAGAUGAGGUGCUUUCAGUUAUCUGGGAAAAGGGAACACAGGAGCUCAUUAAAUAUCCAAGGAGAUCCAUUAAAAAGGAAGGAACUGAAGAGGCAAAGUUUGCACUUGAGGAGAGUCGUAUUCAUCAUGGAGACAUCUCUCUGAUCAUCAAGAAUGUUGUUCAGUCAGAUGAAGGCAACUAUUGGUAUUCAUUUCAUACCAAGAGGGAGAGUCCCCAGGGAGCGGUGAAGCUUCUUGUUCUUGCACAAAUUAAAGUGAACUGUCAAAAUCCACAGACUGCCAAGAUCAACACAAACUUCACCCUCAGGUGCACAACCUUGGGUGUAAAUGGUGAUGAGCUGACCUUUGUUCACUGGUACAAAGAUAUGACUUUCCUGGCUUUGUAUCCUGACAAUGGAAACCACAAAAACAAUAAUUUGACUAGAUUUAAGCUAGACGAGAAUCGAAUCAAGCAAGGAGAUCUCUCCCUAGACAUCAAAGCGGUGGACAAGUCUGAUGAGGGCAACUAUCACUAUACAAUUUCAACAGGAAAAGUGAUACGUGAAGGAGAUGUGCUUCUGAAAGUAAAAAUGCCUUCUGAGAUGAAAUGCCCAAGUCCGCAGACAGCCUUCUUAAAUAUGAACACCUCAAUUAACUGCACAAUUGAGAACUUGAACAGCGAUAAGGUGACAUAUGUUUUCUGGACCAAAGAUGACUAUAUCCUGGCCAGCUAUCCAAGAAAAGAAAGCCCAACUUUGACAGAAACUGGAAAAUCCAGAUUUGCUCUUGAUCAAGAUCGUGUCAGUCAAGGAGAUGUCUCCCUUUACAUCAAUGAUGUACAAAAAGUAGAUGGUGGGCUGUACCGGUAUUCACUGGGAACAGAGAGCACACGUGAAGAAGGAGGGGUGAUAUUUGAAAUAUUUUUUCCAAAAGUCACAAGAGGCAGAACUUUGACAGUCUCUGUUGUGGUGAUCAUUUUGGCUUGUGUGGCCAUUGCUGCAUUUUUCUUUAGACGAAGAGGCACCACCAAAGAGUCUGCCAGAAACCCUGAGAAUCUUCAGCUAGAGGUCCGUGAAGCACAGGAUGAGGAACCUGCUCCCUUCUGAAGCAUGAAGUAGAUCUUGUGCCAUGUUAAGGAAUGAAUUGACCAAUGGGACAAUUCCAGGCCACUCUGAGUCAUGCAGUUGGGCCACAUGCCAUGCAACAGAGGAAGCAAGCAAACAAGUGAAUGAGAGAGAGAGAGAGACAUGAUGUGACAUACGCGGCCCCCCCUGCAUCCUCGGUGCACCUCUCCAAUCACAUGAGCCUCCUGUCCGCCACUGCCCUAACCUAACCAUCCAAAUAACAACACAAAUAAAGAAGCGCAAGAGAGGAACAGGAAACGGGAGAAAGGAAAAGGAUCAUAAGCAACAAGUGAAAGCUGAAGCCCUUUUGUAGGAACUCUCCAGAAUGAGACUAAAGUGACAGCUUGUAGAGGUUGACGUUUCAGUAUUUGCUUUAUUUUAGGUACUUCUGAUGGUGUGCAAACCAUGAACAUUUACGAAGCAUGCAAAUUAAAAGAAAUUUUAAAAUGGUUGUGAAGGGUAUGUUUCUGGCACUAAAUAAGAUAUUAUAGCAAUGGACUUGUAUUUGGUUUUAUGUGUGUUAGUGUUAGUUAGGCGCCGCCAUGAGUAGCGGCCUUUCCAGCAGCUCCGUGUACGACUAUCUUUCUAUCUUUUUUCUCUAUUUCACUGAUCACUCCUACCACUUUUAUGUGGACUCGUUUCCUGGACACUUUAUUACUUGGACAUGGAUUUUUACACACACAGACUCCUCUAUUCAGGUAGUCAACUUCUAGCACUGAGAACAAAGGCCUGUGCCGGUGUGGUUCCCUAUUUACCUGAAGAGGUAAGAAGGCCGUAUUGUGGUAGCAGAGCGGCACUAAGCUAAAGGCCAAGCGGCUAGCGAGAAAAUGGCGAUACAAGCCUUUGGUGCCUUCUGUGGUCCUGGGAAAUGUGAACUCACUACCAAAUAAGAUUGAACUGGCUGCACUGGUGAAAAAUGUCAGGACCUACAGAGAAUGCAGUUUGUUGUGUUUUUGUGACAUGUGGCUAACAACUAGCAUCCCAGAUGCUAACGUGGAGCCAACCCGGAUUUAGCACAGUUAAAGCGGACAGAGACACAAAUACCUGCGGGGAAGCAGACAGGAGGAGGACUCGCUCUCUAUGUGAACACAAGGUGGUGCAACCCUGGACAAGUAAAUGUCAAAAUCUCCACUUACUGCAGGGACCUCGAACUUUUGGCUGUAAGUCUGCGUCCCUAUUACUUGCCCAGAGAGUUUGGACACGUCAUUGUUUUUAUUGUUUACAUCCCUCCUCGGGCGGACAUGGAGAUAGCGGGUGACAUCAUCCAUUCCGCUACUGCUAAACUACAAACGCAGCACCCCCCGAGGCGCUUGUUCUAAAGGCGGUGAUCAGCAUGAGCUCAAGCGUAUGCAGAAGGAACUUGGGAGUCCAGCUCAGGGCAGCAAAGGAGCAGUACAGGAGAAAGUUGGAGCAAUAGUUGCCGAAUAACCGCAUGAAGGAAAUGUGGGAUGGGAUGAAUAUCAUCACUGGCUGCAGCUCAAAGCGGGGUGCCACCAUCGAGAGAGACAUGGAGAGAGCAAACCACAUGAACAACUUCUUUAACAGAUUUCUCCACAACAGCAGCAGCCCAGGUAAUCAGAGAGCUGAGGAGACUUUGUGCCAGCAAAGCAGUGGGUCCAGAUGGAGUAUCACCACGACUGCUAAAGGCCUGUGUGUUGGAGCUGGGGAGUCCUCCACAGCGCAACUUCAACCUGAGCCUGGAACAGGGGAGAGUCCUGAGGCUUGGGAAAACAUCUUGCAUCACCCCAGUCCUAAAGGUAUCACGUCCUGGUGAGCUGAAUGACUUUAGGCCUGUCGCCCUGACAUCACAUGUGAUGAAGACCAUGGAGCGGCUGCUGCCUUACCACCUGAGGCCACAGGUCUGCCAUGCCCUUGACCCUCUGCAGUUCACAAACCAGGAGAAGGUGGGAGCGGAGGAUGCCAUCAUCUACAUGCUACACCGAUCCCUCUCCCACUUGGACAGAGGUAGUGGUGCAGUAAGAAUUGUGUUUCUGGACUUCUCUAGCACCUUCAGCACCAUCCAACCUCUGCUCCUUAUGGACAAGUUGACAGAGAUGGGAGUUGAUUCACACCUGGUGGCAUGGAUCGUGGACUAUCUUACAGACAGACCUCAGUAUGUGCGUCUCAGGAACUGCAGGUCUGACAUUGUGGUCAGCAACAUAGGAGCGCUGCAGGGGACUGUGCUUUCUCCGGUCCUGUUCAGCCUAUAUACAUCGGACUUCCAAUACAAUUCGGAGUCCUGCCACGUGCAAAAGUUUGCUGAUGACACUGCUAUCGUGGGCUACAUCAGGAGUGGGCAGGGGCAGGAGGAGUAUAGGAACCUCAUCAAGGACUUUGUUAAAUGGUGUGACUCAAACCACCUACAACUGAACACCAGCAAAACCAAGGAGCUGGUGGUGGAUUUUAGGAGGCCCAGGCCCCUCACGGACCCCAUGAUCAUCAGAGGUGACUGUGUGCAGAGGGUGCAGACCUAUAAAUACCUGGGAGUGCAACUGGAUGAUAAAUUGAACUGAACUGCCAAUACUAAUGCUCUGUGCAAGAGAGGACCGAGCCGACUAUACUUCCUUAGAAGGCAGGCGUCCUUCAACAUCUGCAAUAAGAUGCUACAGAUGUUCUAUCGGACGGUUGUGGCGAGCGCCCUCUUCUACGCGGUGGUGUGCUGGGGAGGCAGCCUAAAGAAGAGGGACUCCUCAAGCCUUGACAAACUGGUGAGGAAGGCAGGCUCUAUUGUAGGCACGGAGCUGGACAGUUUGACAUCUGUGGUGGAGCGACGGGCGCUGAGCAGGCUCCUGUCAAUCAUGGAGAAUCCACUGCAUCCACUGAACAGUAUCAUCUCCAGACAGAGUAGCAGCUUCAGUGACAGACUGCUGUCACUGUCCUGCUCCACUGACAGACUGAGGAGAUUGUUCCUUCCCCACACUAUGCAACUCUUCAAUUCCACCCGGGGGAGAAGGGUCUACCUGCAGCCUGCAAAACCUAUGGUUCAGACACGGAAUGCCCUUCAUAUCACGGAAUGCCCCUAAUAUUAGUCAAGGAAUGCCCUCUGAUGUCCGUUUCGAUACGUCCAUCAUUGUUUUUGUCGGCGCUCGAAGGAAUGGUGGACUUUGAAUAAAUCUUUAUGAAAGCUUUUUGUGCAAAAAAGAACAAGACAGAGUUUGAGUUGGAAAUCAAGAUGACGAGACACAAGUAUGUUCAAGUCCACAGAGGAACCUACAGUUGUUUGGUGCUCAGGAGUUUGCUUGUCUAUUUUGCUAUAAAAGAUCAGAUUCUGUAGGCCUCAUCACCACUUACAAAGCCAUAAAAAGACAGUGGUGGUCCAUGGAGCCAAGACAGCCAUCUUCAGUUUCCACACGGGAAGAAGUACAUUCUGUGUACCAAAGGUAGUGCUUCCUAAUUAUCAGUUUAAAAGUUCUCUGAUACUCAUUUUAUAUAUUAGAACUUCACAAAAAAUCUUUGACCAACAGGUCACAAACCAGGCCUCCAGUGAGUCCUUCACUGACUCGUGUCUUUCUUCAGCCCUGUGCCGUGUCAAUGGCAUUAUGGGGGCAGAGAAUAGUGGUCUUAAAAAUGGGGGGUUUGUGUGCUCUAAAUGAUUUAUUAAAUGGCAAUUAUUUCUGCAUCCAGUAAUUCCAGACAAGAUAAGGAACAGCCAGGACCUUCCUCUCUCUGCUCCUUUUCCAAUAGUGAAGCAUAUGCAGCCUUUCUCUCCUUUUUCUCACUAAUUCACACAUUUCUCAUGGGCUUGAUAUUGUAUAUCCUUAACCAAUAUGUGAUAAUGUAAAAUAUAUUUUGUGAAAAUAUAAUGUAGUAUAAGACUACUGAAUUGGAAUACAGAAGAAAAUCAAGUGUUUUCACCUAUAAAUACCAAACCUUUUAUAUAAAAUGCAUGUAUUUUUGAAAAUGUUGACUGAAUUAUUUAUGCCAGUACAAUGAAUAGUAUCAAAUUUAGUUUACUGUUCUUAAAAUUUAGGCAAUGAAUGGCUUCAUAGGCUUCCUUUUGUGAAGUGUAACUUUUUAACUGUUUUCCUUGUUCUUGAAAGAUCAGUUUCAUCUAUGGCAUUAGGUAGCAUUAACUGAAUCUGCAUGUCAGCAUAUUUAUGGUUAUGUGUAGUUGGUAGCAAAUUGUCGUCGUCGUCUUCUUUCAGCUGCUCCUGUUAAUGGUCGCCACAGCGGAUCAUCUUCUUCCACACCUUUCUGUCCUCAUCAUCUUGUUCUGUUACACCCAUCACCUGCAUGUCCUCUCUCACCACAUCCAUAAACUUCCUCUUAGGCCUUCCUCUUUUCCUCUUGCCUGGCAGCUCUAUCCUUAGCACCCUUCUCCCAAUAUACCCAGCAUCUCUCCUCUGCACAUGUCCAAACCAACACAAUCUCACCUCUCUGACUUUGUCUCCCAACCGUCCAACUUAAGCUGACCCUCUAAUGUCCUCAUUUCUAAUCUAUCCAUCCUUGUCACACCCAAUUCAAAUCUUAACAUCUUUAACUCUGCUACCUCCAGCUUUGUCUCCAGCUUUCUGGUCAGUGCCACCGUCUGCAACCCAUAUAACAUAGCUGGUCUCACUACCGUCCUGUAGACCUUCCCUUUCACUGUUGCUGAUACCUGUCUGUCACAAAUUACUCCUGCCACUCUUCUCCACCCAUUCCACCCUGCCUGCACUCUCUCUUUUACAUGCUACAUAAUGAAUUCAAUGCUACAUAAUUGAUUUGCAGAAAUGCAUAAUAUUUAAUAAUCUGUAUUGCAGUGCCUUGUAGCAUGGAAAAUGUGGUUCUCACAAAGGCACAGCCCUGUCAGUUACUGUAUGUAGUGAAAUGAUUCUUACUGACUCAAACACAGCAAAUGCCUUAAAGGUAAGGAUUCUCUUUUUCCUUUUCGAUAUCGGUCAGUCAUCAAUCAGUCUAGAAUGGAGUGAUUGUUUACUUCAGGUAAAAACCUUUAAAUUGCGUAUAACCUUUUACAUGUAGCAUUUCUAUUGCAAUGUUUAGGUGAAUGUUUUAGUAGUUUUUAAAGUAUACUUACUAAAUUGGGAACAAUUAAACUACAUAUUAUUUGAAAUGAUGAAUUUGGCCUUCACAAGUGACUAUAUUGUGGUAAUUGGGCUAUUUUUGUCUUUCAGGUACUCAAGUACAAUUCCUGUAUACAUACAGAUUGAAUUGAAAUGGGUGUUACAGCAAUGUAUUAGUAAAUAAAAAUGUAUGCUUUUUUCACUUCAGAGCACUUAGUCGUUUUUAAUUAUUUGUGCACUUGCUGAAUGGUUUCUAACUAGACACGACGUUCCCUUGAAGAUGAACUGCUAUGGUUGUACGCUGGAGUUUUUUUUUUUCAUUUUUACUCCACCUCAUGAAUACAGGGGGUACAGUAGAGGCAAAACGCAAGAUAAAUCAACAGAGCUAAGCAUUCCUAUGACAUGCUGUGGUCAUAUUGGUGUGUUCAUAAGCCAAUUUGGCUGUAGUUUGAGUGAACGUGGAGAUAAUGUGUUGGUAUUCCUAAUAAAAUACCUCACACUCUGCAUUGUUUUCUUUUUCACAAAAAAGUCUUCAUUCAUCAAAAACAUCCUGACUGCUUCUGACCGACUUGUUGGGACAGAACUCGGGCCAAGAAUUCUGGAUAUGGACAAGGAUGAAGUAACACACACAAUUGGAAAAUUAGACCAAAGUGGAGAUGAUGAAGAUAUUGAAGAAGUCAUGUCCUCCUUGUUAUUUACUUUUGACUGCAUGAAGGAUAUGCUUUCAUAUCUUAAUGAAAUACGGG